AUGGCGACAUACGGCAGAAUAGAGGAAUACGAUGAAACCGAAGAGUGGCCUCAAUACAUUGAACGAAUGGACCAUUACUUCGAAGCAAACAAAAUGGACGACGAUGACAAGAAACGCUCGAUUUUUCUAAGCGUGAUAGGAGCUAAGACCCUAUAA
This is a messenger RNA of Paramuricea clavata, 156 nucleotides long. Lineage: Eukaryota; Metazoa; Cnidaria; Anthozoa; Malacalcyonacea; Plexauridae. The record is from the annotation of a GenBank genome assembly.